Raphanus sativus (radish) is the source of this 3594-nucleotide messenger RNA. RefSeq lists its product as uncharacterized. Lineage: Eukaryota; Viridiplantae; Streptophyta; Magnoliopsida; Brassicales; Brassicaceae. Gene Ontology annotation, biological process: defense response to other organism. The coding region runs from base 104 to 3433 and encodes 1109 amino acids. The record is from RefSeq and is a predicted model, not a curated record. The transcript has 2 exons.
UUUAUUCAGAAACAGAGGAUCACUUCAUAAAGUGUUGGAUACAAUCAUACGUGAACGUCACUUUUUAGACAACAGACUUUGUAAGGCGUUUGCCAUUUUGACCAUGACGCAAAAAUGUACUAUCGAUCAGAUUAAAGGCUUCCUAAUUGACCUGCAGUCUCAGUUAGAUGACAUAAAAGAAUCCAAGAAAGAUACCGACGACUUACAGUCUGAGUUAGAUGCUACAAUUCAAUCCAAGAAAGAUAACGAGGGACUCAGACAACCAUCUUCUUGGUGGGGACGGAUCAGAGAAGCAGUAAAAAAAGGUUUAAAAGUGAAGAAAGAGACGUCCACCCAUGCAAGUGACAGCGGGGAAGGCAGCCAAGGCGGAAGCAGAAAGAGCAAGAGAAGCCCCCGCCAAGAUCAAGAAGAUGCAAACCUCGAGAUCUCGAAACUGCAAAACGACAUUCGUCAGAUGAAGGCUGCGUUUGAGAAACUGGAUAACUUCCAAAGCAGUAUCAGCAAGUCGUUGAAGACCGAAGUGCCUUUAAACAAACUAAAAGCAAUACUAUCCAAGACUGAUUCGGUCAAGUCCCGAGCUCGGGAUCUCAAGGAAAUCAGAAGAAAGGUCCUUAACUUGAAGGGUCAGAUCCCAUCAUUGCUGAAGAAACAAUCAUCCAUAGGUUUAAGCGUCACGGAUUCUCAAACCGCUGAGGAAAACGGUGAGAUCGUUGAGACAGGGAGCGACAUAUUCUUGCCUUCCCUCCACGCUGAGACAGAGAGCGACAUAUCCGUUGAUUUCAAACACUCGUCAGCCUUUGAAGAAGUUGUGGAUACGUUUGAAGUCCUUGAGUUUCAACACAUGCUAUGCUUGCUGUCCUUGGCCGUGUUCCCGGAGAACAAAGAGGUUAAAAAGACAAUGCUGAUGUAUUGGUGGAUCGGAGAAGGUUUCAUCGCCUACGAAGAGUCCGAGAACACGGUGACGACGAUUCUUGAUGAAUUUUCAAGAAAAGGAUUGAUUGAGGCGGUGGAAGACGAGAGGAAACUAAAACCGAGUGGUUACAAGAUGGAUCCUCACGUGCACGCUGCGGUUGUGUACCUAGCCAGGCGUAUGGAGCUGUUUGAUCUCUAUUCCAAAGGGAAGCUUAAGAUGAAACGUUCAGAGAGGAACAACGUCUGCCUAGUAAAAGGCUCCUCGUUGCAACCAGAGGCUAAAGCAUCUAAGAUGCGACCCAAAGAUUUGAACUCUGUUUUCAAUUCCUCCGAACGUUACCCUGAUUUCACGUUCAAGUGGUUCCCGGAGAUGGAAACGCUUAAGGUGCUUUAUUUAGGAAGAUGGGAACGCACAGCACAGCGUCACAUUGAAGUCGAGAGCACAAAGUUUCUCAAGGAUAUGAAGUCUCUGAAGAAUCUGAGGCUCGUGAGUUUUCAAGGGAUCUCGAGGAUCGAGAACCUCAAAGAUCUCACUUGCUCGCUUCCGGAGCUGGUUAUCUUGGAUCUUAGAGCGUGCUACAAUCUAGAGGGUCUUCCUAAAGACAUAGGCUCGCUGGAGAGUCUGGUAUACUUGGAUGUAUCGGAGUGCUAUAUGCUAGACCGCAUGCCUCCAGAGGUUUCACGUCUUAGGAGACUACAAGUUCUUAAGGGGUUUGUGAUUAGUGAGUCCGAUGAUGAAAAAGAGUGUGCGGUUAAAUACUUGGUGGAGCUAAGGAAGCUAAGCAUUACAGUAAACAGAUAUGAUUUCAGGGUGGAAGAUUUUAUGGAGUCGUUGAAAGACCUGGAGCAACUUGAGAGCCUGAAAAUAGCAUGGGGGGCUCGGUUCCGGGAUGAAACUCAGAAACAUAAUAAAGAUCUAAAGGAAGGAGAAGAUGAUGAUGAUGAUGAUGAUGAAGCGCAAAAGAAGGGACAGAGAAGCGAGGAGAAGAAGGAUGGAAAUAUAGAAGAAGGAAAGAAGCGCCAUGAUGAGGUUAAUGCAGAGAGCUUGAAGUCUGUUGAGGGAGACAAGGGGAAUGCUGCUCAAGAGGAAGGAAAGAAUGUGAAUGAAGAUAAGGGGAAGGCUGGUACAGAAGAAGAAGGAAAGAAACAAGAUAAGGUAGAUGAAGAGAAAUCAAGAUCAGAAGAUGGUGUUGAAGGAGUUAAAAAGGGGAUUCCAUCCUCAGAAUCAACAAACACAAUAGAGAGCAAGAAAACAUAUGACAAACAAGAAGAGAAAAGAGAUGGUGAAAAGGAGAAGGUUAAUCCAGAAGAAGAAAAGAAGAAAGAUGAGGUGAAAGAAGUGACCUCGAAACCAGAAGAUGAGAAAAAAAGUCCACCACAAGAAUCAUCCAAAGACACUGUACAGAGCAAGGCAGAUGAAGGUGACAAACAAGAAGAGAUAAGAGACGGAGAAAAAGAUAAAACAAAAGGAGAGAAGAAAGAUGAGAAAACAAGUCCACCACAAGAGUUCAAACAUACUGUCACGAACAAGCCAGAUGAUCAUCACAUACAAGAAGAGAAAAGAGACGGAGAAAAGGAUAUAAUAGAGGAAGAAAGGAAGACAAGUCCGGCGCAAGAAUCCAAAGACACUGUACAGAACAAGCCAGAUGAAGGUGAAAAACAAGAAGAGAAAAUAUUUAAAACAGAAGGAGAGAAGAAAGUUGAGUUAAAAGCAGAGAACUCUGAACCAGGCAAGGUAGAUAAGAAGACAAGUCCACCACAAGAAUCCAAAGACACUGUACAGAGCAAGCCAGAUGAUGAUCAUCACAUACAAGAAGAGAAAAGAGACGGAGAAAAGGAUAUAACAGAAGAAGAAAAGAAGACAAGUCCGGCGCAAGAAUCCAAAGACACGAUCCAGAGCAAGGCAGAUGAUCACAAAGAAAACAGCAAAGUGCAGGAAAAAGGAGAUGGAGAAAAGAUCAAGCCUGCUUUAAAGAAGCCUGAUGAUGAUGAAGGAGAAGCAAAGACUCAGAAGUUAGACAAGAACAAGCUUAGUAAGAAAGUAAGCUUUUCUGAAGAACCGAGAGCUCCUGUUCAGAAGAAGCCAGCUACCAAGGAAUCUGGAUCAAGAACAUCAAAACUGUUCACUAUGAAAAAAACUGAAACCAAGAAACUGGGGAAAGGAAUGAAAGAAGAUUUGGGGAUAGGCACCUCUAAGCUUCCUUCUAGCUUGAAGAAGUUAGAGCUAGAAUGCUACCCUAAAAAGGAACCUCCAGUUUGGUUAAAUCCCAAAACACUUGACAAUCUUACAAAGCUCUCGAUCAAAGGAGGAAACCUUAGCAAAUUCAGUGACGAACCUUUAAAUGCAGAAAACAAAUGUGGCGUUGAGAUCUUACGUUUGAAGUACUUACAUGAAUUCAAGGCUGAGUGGAAAGAUCUGCAGACACUGUUUCCACGACUGAAGCUGUUGGAGAAAUUUAAAUGCCCGAAAGUCGCAUUCUGUCCCACAGAUGGUCAUGGUGUCUGGAGAUCACAUCCAUAGACAUCACUAAGUAUUUCCAAUAACACUUAUUUAUUUCUCUUGUUUCAUUAAGGGCAAAAAGCCUUUCUAACUUCUUUAGAGCUUGUGUAUAACACUGAAUAAAUAAACAUUUCUAUUUUAUGUAAUCAAAUAAAUGUCUUCUAAAACAUGACCAUUGUACU